Diplodia corticola is the source of this 261-nucleotide messenger RNA. RefSeq lists its product as uncharacterized. The transcript is spliced from 3 exons. The record is from RefSeq and is a predicted model, not a curated record. Bases 1 to 261 code for a protein of 86 amino acids. NCBI's taxonomy places the organism in Eukaryota, Fungi, Ascomycota, Dothideomycetes, Botryosphaeriales, Botryosphaeriaceae.
AUGAAGACCUUCACCUACGUUUCCCUGUUCUUUGCCGGCAUGGGCCUGGCCUCAGCUGUUGCGGCCCCGGCGGAGAAUCUUGUCGAAAGGGCAAUCCACGAAGGCAAAUGCAACAAGGAAAAUGAGGUUUGCAACUACAAAGUCAAUGGCGAUAGCCGUCAGUGCAACUGCGGCGCUCCCACCGGCGGCCUUUGCACCAAGACCGGCAACGUCUGCCACUGGAACACCAAUGCGAACCCCGACAGGUGCAACUGCACUUAA